Messenger RNA from Lytechinus variegatus (green sea urchin), 8491 nucleotides. RefSeq lists its product as uncharacterized. The transcript has 9 exons. Gene Ontology annotation, molecular function: chemorepellent activity; semaphorin receptor binding. The coding region runs from base 88 to 1239 and encodes 383 amino acids. Gene Ontology annotation, biological process: positive regulation of cell migration; axon guidance; neural crest cell migration. The record is from RefSeq and is a predicted model, not a curated record. NCBI's taxonomy places the organism in Eukaryota, Metazoa, Echinodermata, Echinoidea, Temnopleuroida, Toxopneustidae.
CUUGGUCUCGUGUUUUUUUCAUAGAAUGAUACAGGAGGAGCAGGUACACUCGGUGGUAAUUUUGUUACAUUUCUUAAGACACGGCUGAUGUGUUCGGUUGGAAGUGAAUAUCCAUUCAUCUUUAAUGAAAUCCAGGAUGUGUUCCAGUCUCCUAGUUAUGAUACUGAUAAUCUCAUUUAUGGAUUGUUCACAAAUCCCAAUGCGGGAUUAUCAUCGACUGCGAUCUGUCGGUAUGACAUGUCUGAAAUUGAUAAACUGUUCAAUGAAGGUACGCGCCGAGGUCAGCCAAGUACUGAUAAGCAGUGGCAAAGUAUUAGUAUAGAUGCUGAGGACACCGUGGCAAGAAGGAGUUGCAGCGACAUAUUCCCGUCAAGUCUAUACACCUACCUGAGGGACUAUCCUUUAAUGAACACCAAUGCUCCAAAUUGUGGCCUGACAACAACGUGCGACGACUACAAUCGUGAGAGUGAUGAAGCUCUGGCUGUCUUUGAGGGUAUUCGUGGCCAGCAGCUUGUAGUUUUGAAUGACACUGGAAUUAAAGUUUAUGUUGGCACUAAUAACAAUACAGUCUAUGAAGCAUCCAUCAAUAGUUCUGCUGUCAUCAUCACAAAGCAGAUUAACAUCAAGGCUGACAUUUCAAUGCUUACUGAUCAGCAGAUACAAAACAAGUGGCCGCUUGCAGUAACUCACCUUGAAGUAAAUGGUGGUGAUAUCAUUGGCACCCUGGACAACAUGGUUUUCAAGUUUACACCAGACACCAUGGAAGGUGGGCAAAUCCUUGAUCGGUCACCCUCUGUCUAUGAGGUUUACUUCCCCAAAAAUGUACCUGAUGCCACAGUCGAAAUCUUCAAACUCUUUGAGGGACCAAGCAGCUCAGACAUCACAGCCUCAUUUUCAGGGGACUUGAUGAUCUAUAAUUGCUCUCAAAAAACCUUCAGGUCCAGUGGGAGCGGAAAGAGGGAAUUCCUAGCUGUUCUCUGUGAGAUUAGUGAAGUUAGUAGUAAUACCACUUUAGUUAUCACAGUCUCCAGUGACAGCGUUGGCCUUACCAACACCUCUCGUGUAGCAGUCAUCUUGGACGAAACAGCACUUGCCGAGUGUGAUCCAUCGCAGGUUAACCAAUAUGACCAUGAUAUGGCCGACUACAGGUAUCGGUUCAAGAAUUGGCUAAAUAAUCAUGUGACUUGUGAUGCUGGUACAAAAGAUACCUGUCCGAGUGCCAGCGCUCCUGGAAUGUAGGACCCCUCAAUUCAUCCAAAUAGUCAAUGGCGAGUCUUAUCAAUCACCUCAUUCGUCGAAUUUCAUCAGAUAGCUAAUUUCUACUUUGAGGCCUCACCCAUCGUGAAGCGAUCACCAAAAUCCCCCCUCUGAUGUUAUUCUGAAUUCAGAGUAAUCCCGAAUCUAGAAUCAGCCGUUUAUUGGUGACUUGUGCAAAAUGCAUGACAAAACAAUUGUGAAUGUUGAAAUGCUGAAAAGAAAUGUAAAAAAAACGUUUGAACUAUGGAUAAUGGAUGGGUUUUAUUAUUUGCUUUUAGUUUUAUUUGCAUAAUAUUUCUAUGUCAUGACUCAAUAGGUUCGGUUGGAAAUUAUAUUUCAUGAUAUUUUUGUUUGAUUAUUUCUUAAUUGUCAUGAGCAUAGUUUGGGUCACAUUACUUUUGUGCUGUAUGUGAAAUGCAUUUAUAUGGGUGUAAAAAUUACACAAACUAUUUUCUGUCUUUUGUGCAUAGAUAGUCCCAGGACCCUCUUUCUUUAUGUCGUGCAUUUUUUUUUUGUACCAGUGUUUUCAUUUAAAAAAAUUUAGUAUGCCAAAAGUAAUCGGUAGCGGCAGCCCUUAUCUUUGCAAGAUAAAAACAGUUGUGCCUGCAUUUCCAAGGCAAUAUUACGUACUAGGAAUUAUUGAUUCUCUCUCGAUCACCAUUGCCCUGGAAGCAUUUCAUGAAACGGGAAGUCAGUGGUUUUUGUCUGUGUUAUAGGCUACUGAAUCCUUGCAUCUGAUUGGCUCAGAGAAAAUUUGAAUUUCACUGACAUAUUGCUUCAUGUUUGUAUUACUAGUAACCUACAAUUCAGUCAAUAUGGAUGGGAGUCUUUACCCACCACUUUUCUUUUUAUUUCUUGCCCAAAGAACAUUAUGUCUUGCCUUUAUUGUAUUUUAAUUUUCAUGCAAUUUUUUGCCACUUUUUUUUUCAAAGGCAUUUUAUUGCAUUGUAUGCAUGGAAGGACAUCUUAUUUUUCAAAAUAAAAAAGAAUUGUAAGUUUAUAAUAAGAAUUAAUACCUUAGAAAAGAAAUGGUCUGUAUUUUCAUUCGUAAGGUAACAAAAUGGAUCCUAAUAUUGUGACUGGUUGCACGCACACACAUGAAUGGUCAUUUACAUUGCCUAACCCAUAGAUGUACUAAUGACCUGUGAUGAGUGGUAUAGUUAAGUCUAGUGACUGCUCAUGGCUUUGAGGGGAGCAUGGUUUAUCAAGUAACAAGGAUCCACAUCAAUAUCUUACAAAAUAUGAUACUAUCUUAUGAAACAUAAUACACAUUAUUUUGCUUGGGCAAUAGCAUAAUUACCCGCAUUUUGUUAUCUUCCAAAUUGUUCCAAUUGUACCUUGUGUGUGUAAGUCUUACUAAUGACUUGGAUGAUGUAUAUUGUCAUUUGUAAACUUUGCCCUUAACACACACACUGAUUAAACAGUUGAUGGUGGGAAUAAAUCUGUAUAUUCCCUGGCCGUGAAUGUCAACUUUCUGAAACAUAACAAUCUAAAAUAAGCAUUCCUAAUUUAAUGUAUUGUUUAAAGUUGUCGGAGUGAAUUUUCAAGCAUGUAUAUGUAAAGCUUUUAUUAUUUCAAUGAUUGCUGUUUAAAUGCCAAUGGAAAUUUCUUAUACCGGUAAAUAGUUAGAUGCUCUUGAAUAGGUAUAAGGCUUGUAGUGAGUUAUUGACAUCAGUUGAAAUAAUCUUUGUAUUUUCUGCUUUGUAAAGAAAGUAAAAAAAACACACAAACAAGGAUGUAGGUAUUAAACUUUUUUGAUGAAGAUAUAAAUGGUCUUAGAGAUUUUGCAUCAUUUAGAAGAUAAUCAUCUAACAAACAUCUAAAUGUAUAUUAUUAGUAUAUUGCAGAACAUCUAUAAUAGAUUGCUUUGCUAAAGCUAUGUUUGUAUCUUCUAAAAAAUUUACCAUUAAUUAAUUUAAACAUGUAACAUUUACAAAUGCUUAAUCCGAGAAUAACCAAGAUGUAUAAAGUGUGUAUCAGUAGUGCCCAUUUUAAUUAUAUUUUAAACCGUAUUUGCCAUUGCAGCUUUGUGUAUGAAAUGAUUGUAUCUUGAAGAACUAAUUUGAAAACAAAUAGCCAUAUUCUGUACAAGUGUUUGCACUUGAAAAAUGAGUAAUGGAAGUAUGAAAGAAAUGAAAGCUGAAAUAUCCAUGUUUCUCAAAGAUUGAGUGCUAUCACAAAAUACUACUAAAAGUCCAUCAAGAUGUUCAGAUGUUGCUAAUCUAGUAUUAUUAGGUUCUACUGGAAGCAUGUACAUAUAAAGCAUUUAUAUAAUUUUUCUAGGAAGUAUUGUGCCAAUUUAAACUGCUUUUGAAAAAUUGUAUUUACCAUUAGAGCUACAUUUAUUACUGCAGUUGUGUCGUAUAUGAACACUCCUUUAAUAAUUAAAAUAGACGCAUGUAUUUGUCACAGAACACAAAAUGUGAUGCAUUAUUAAUGAAGAUUGCAUAUUGAAUCGACUUUUUAAAAAAAUGCAAGGUUGGCUUGUCUUUUUUACUUCAUCUCAUUUUUAGAAAACAGGUGAGAUGGGGCCGAAUACCAUGAUAGCUCUAUUCAGGUUAUUGUGAAAGGUAGAUGUUAUUUGGAAAGACAAAUGCAUUUCAUUGGCAGAAUGUAAAGAUGCAUGUAUGAAAAUGAAAUAUGAUAUGGUUUUAUGAUAUGAAAACAAAAAGUAUUGCCGUGCAUGCCAUACUGUAGCAUGUACUUGAUAACCCUUGAAUAUAGCUGCAUUUAAAGCCUACCUGCUUUCAAAAUAGUUUGUUUGAUGUCAUACUUAGUAUGAGAUUAACAUGAUCAUGUGACUUUUCACGUGACUUGAUAUAGUCUGAUUGGUAAGGGUUGUAUAUGUAUGUGCAUGUUUGGCUGUACUUAGGUUUAGUACAUUUAAGUGUAAAUGCAUGGAAUGUAUAUAUUAGAAGGGUGGUAAUCAUCAUAUUGUUUAUAAUGUAUUUUAUAAGAUUCAUAUUAAUUUUCAUUAUGAUGUGUAUAUUUGAACUCCGGUGUGAUUUUCUUGUUUAUUCUGGCAAUACCAUUUGGGAAAGUCUCAACCUUAUAUGAAGUCAGUUUUUAUUUUGGAAUUUAGGAAACAGGUCACUACAGUAAAAAAGAAAAAAAUCCAACUGCAAUUUGCAACUCUGACAUGCAGUAUUCAACAUUGCAAAAUACAAUCAGUAUUUUUGUCAUCCUCCAAUACCGGCAAAACAAUUUUAUUUCAGAUAUGUUUAGAGAAUAGCUAGAAAGAAAGGAAGCCUAUUACAUCACAUAUUAACGUGGUGUGAAAAAUUUUGAAGAAGUAGAAAAAUGAUUAAAUGAACGUAGAAAUAUAUUGAAAUAAGGUUUGAAAUCAUUAAAGGUUUAAAAUCAUUAAUUGGCAACAGACUGGGAAUUCCAAUCCAUUCCUUCAUCGAUUCAAGAUUUGCCAUAUCUGAUCUUAACAAUUUGUUUUUACAUAUAUACAGUGUAUACUGUGAGAUGAGGCAUUGCAAUCAAUCUAAAAAUAGCAGCUCUGUAAAAGUUAGAAAAAAUGCAUUGCAAUUUUUAGGAAUAUAUCAAAUAGUCCCUAGAAUUAAUGUUAUUGUGAAUGAAAAUAAACCAAGUCAUGUUGGAUUGGACAUCCCUUAAAAGAUUAUCACGAAUUUGGGAAAGUUCUCUUCAGAAUAUGGUUUGUCAUGUAAAUUCUGCUCUUUUCUGUCAUGUUAUAUCGGUUAAUAUAUAAUGCUAUAUUUAAAUUUACUUAUACAAUAACUUUAUAAAAAGAAUAAGUGUCCUUGUUCACUGUGCAUGUGUGUCAAAACACUAGCGGUAAUUUUCUUGAUAUUCAUGGAAGGCAUACCACAGAUACCUAAUAUGUAUUAUUACCUAGUCAGUAGUUUCAUGCCUGUCCACUUGGGUCAGUAUUCAAUUCGAUACUUAACCCAGAAUUUUAAGUAUUUUACUCAUAUUUUGCUAAAGUGAAAUACUUAUCUAUCUUUGGUAUUCAAUUGCAUUUUUGGGCUAAGUGUUUUGCUUAAAUACAUGUCAGCCGCCUAUCAGACUUAAGUCUGGAAAGAGUGCAGUUUACAAAUGUGAUUAGCGCAGUCAUUCAUUCUGCUCACAGAUGGAUACAUACAUUGAACAUUAUUUGACUCAUUCUUUAUGACGUCACAAUGGUUGUUUGUGAGUAUUUUGCUUAAAUUUGGCUUCAGUAAAAUACUUACAAAAUCAAUGCUUUUAAUUGAAUACCGGCCCACUUAUUUAAGCCUUGAGCUUUUGUGUCACUCUUAUUAUUGAAUAUAAGUACAAUAUUGGUAACUAUUAUCAGGAUUCCCCUUUAGCAACUGGGUGAAGAGUGGCAGACACAGAUCAACAUCUCACUGGAAACAUGGUCACACACAAGGGAAGGGGAAAGUUGUCCCCACCUUCUCAAAAAUGUUAGAUUUUCAAAAUAUGCUUUAUUGCAAAUUUUCACAAAAUAUGUGUAAAAAUGUGCACCAGAAUCCCUGUGUUCAAUUCGAAAAUUCAAGUCAUUUCAAUUUUAAUUUUGUUCACAUUGCUUAUUAACCAUAACCCCCAUAUAUAUGUGACAUAUACAAAUAUGAUAUGCACAUGAUAAAUAAGAAAACAUCUAGGCUUAAAAAAACAAAAUGUAUACAGAGUGUGCUCAUAAUCAGCUCAGUUGAUUUGCUUCCUGACCUUCCCCCUAAAAAAAUAUCCUGGUGUGUGACCCCAUGAGUUCAUGGCAGGUUGACGGUGGGCUGAGAUUUGAAUUCUAUACCAUGUGAUUUACAGGUCAUUGCCAUAUACACACCAGACCGCUACACCUCUUAUGAUUCAGUCACAACUCAGAGCGGAGCCGACCGAUUAGUAGCCUGCUCGGGCGCUGCUGGAAUUCAGGCACCACAUAACAAUUUUCUUUGUAGAAGUCGAGCGGGCUGUAAAAGGACCUAUCAGUGGUUGAGCAAUGCCCUGUUGAUUACCCAUUACUCGAGGCCAAAUUUGCGUCAAACCAGGGGAACUUUUCUUCUGUGUGGUGUCUGAGCAGUGAUCGGUUGACGACCCACAAAUUCCUGGGCAGUCUCCCACCGGCCUAUUUUCAAGAAAUCACCUGAUUGAUCUUGAAUUUGCCACGAGAUCAUCGACUGAUCUCUGACCAGCCGGCGAGCGGCCGAUGACUGCUCGACAUUUGACAGUGACUGCUCGAUUACAUCGGCACCCGAAUGGCGACCACCAGGGCACCGAGCGCAUUUAGUGAAAAGUGAGCAGGUACCGCCAGAAGUUUAAAUCUUGAGUGGCAACCGAGCGAUUCCCUCAGAAACAUUGGUGCCCGUACUGUCGCUACUGGAUGCCCAGGCUUUAUUGACUAAAAACUCACCGCCCGGUCGCCAAGCAGGCUAAUUUUGAGGGUUGUGACCUUAGCCUUUUCAUGUGUAGAGCGAUAUUGGUCUCUUCAUAUCAAUAUUGUAAAAUGGUGUAGAUAAUCAAGAGUGUAUUUAGUGGUUAUUUGAUGGUAUUUUAUUCAUUCAAUAUGGAAAAUUUGUUUGGUAUCAACAAGGGGUUACAUCCACUAUGUAUAGAUCAUAUCAGCGAAAAAUAGUAUUGCCUAUCAGAUUUUGUACAGGCAUUUACAGCAAUGUGAUUUUUUUAUUAAAAUUUUUAGAAAAUUUCUCAUCAAAUUGAGAUUAUUUAAAGAAGAGGACAAAAGUACUUUGAUCUGAUAUCAACGACUUUGUGUUAUAUAUAAAAGGUGAAUUUAGCCCCUUCAAAGAUACAUUUUGUAAAAUUUACUCAGAGAAUAACAUUUCUCACUCUUGAUUGACAACUCAAAUUAAUUUGCCUUUCUGUAUAUUGUCUUUCUGUAAUCCUAUGCUAUAUUACUCUUUGCACAAUAUAAUAUAUAAAUAAAUAUGUUGUUUCCAAAUUAUACAAAAUAAGCAAGAAAAAUUUAUAUGUAAUGAGUCGUUUAUUUGGAAUAUUCUAUCAAUGAUUAAGUGAUAUAGGACUGUAUCCCUGGUGUUUUGAUUUUGAAUGAUAAGUGUUUAGAAAACUUUUUGAUAGACUAAUAAAUAAGACUGCAAUGCAGCUACUGUCUGAAUUUAAUGGAUACAGAAUAAACCCAGAUUAGCUGUGAAGAGUGACCUAUGAUUUCUGGACUUACAAUUAAAUUCUAAAUUAUUUUAUUCAAUCUGAAAUUAUUAAGAUUUAAUUCUUGAAGAUCAUAUUUGAAAUCAAUGGGCUGCAUUGAUCACUUUUUACAGCCAAUUUGGGUCUUUAUUUAAUCCAUGAAAAUUUGAGCGUAUGUUUGUAUUUUUUUACUUUUUUUGUGUGUUUCAUUUAUUUAGAAUAAACAUUUGUCAUAUCAUGUUUAAAAUAGUAUUAUGAUCAGUCUGUUUUAAUUCAUGCUGCCUGCUCUGGCAAAAGGAAGCAAGUGCUUAUGAAACGAAUUUGAGUGUAUUGAAAUACUGCAUUAUACCCAACAAGGGCAACUGUUGAAUUUCAAGAAUGGGAGGGGGGUGAUGGUACUUCUAGUUGAGUCACUUUUUCUAAGAAUGAAUUGACAAGCAAGAAUAGAAAAAUCUUGAUGCCUAAAAGGAUGUAUAUUGCAGGGUGCUACAUAACUUUUUAGAAGUGCUUGCCAGGUCGGGCAAGUAAAUUUUUAAAUAGUUGGAAUAUAUUUGCCCAAAAAUCUAUUUCACUUGCCCCAAAAAAUCCUUGAAAAAAAGUUUUACCUCUUCAUAAUGACCUCUACUGUGAGAAUUUGGCUUUCUACUGUGUGAAUUUUGCUUGCCCAUUUCGGGCAAGUAGUUUUGGUCUUAACUUCAAAACACUUGCCCAACUCUAACUUUUACUUGCUCCGGUCAAUUGGGCAAGUGCUUUUGUAGCACCCUGAUAUUGCAUCUCUCAUGCCAAAGGGGAACACUAUAACUUCAAAAAGGAGGUAAUUCUGAUAAAAUGGGAUAAUCAUUGUACAAUUUUGGCAAAUUUACGGGGCACUUGCCCCUAAUCCCCCCCCCCCAUCCAUGAUGUGAUACCUAGGAUUUGAUUUUUAUGACCCAGAUUGGAUGCAUAAAAGGGCAAGUUCACACUGACAACAAUUUAAGUGUCAAACUAGCAGAUAAAUUUUAAUAAUAUUGGUGAAGGUUUGAGUAAAAUCCAUCAAAGAUUUUAUAAGUUAUUAGACUUUUUGUGACGUCAUAUGCAAGCAGCUUCCCCAUAUAUCGUAUAGUAGAAAAUCAAUAAACUGUACAGUAACUGUACC